Molecule: messenger RNA, 1354 nt
Organism: Bombina bombina (fire-bellied toad)
Lineage: Eukaryota; Metazoa; Chordata; Amphibia; Anura; Bombinatoridae
Gene: FGF16
Product: fibroblast growth factor 16
Exons: 3
Coding region: 1-624 (207 amino acids)
Biological process (GO): fibroblast growth factor receptor signaling pathway; positive regulation of gene expression; positive regulation of endothelial cell chemotaxis to fibroblast growth factor
Cellular component (GO): cytoplasm
Molecular function (GO): fibroblast growth factor receptor binding; growth factor activity
Source: RefSeq, a predicted model, not a curated record
AUGGCUGAAGUUGGUGGCUUCGUGUCUUCAUUGGAUUUAGAUCUCCAUGGAUUUUCCUCCUCUGUUGGGAAUGUGGCUUUAGCUGACUCUCCUGGCUUUCUGAAUGAGAGACUGGGGCAGAUAGAGGGGAGGCUGCAGAGAGGAUCUCCAACUGAUUUUGCACAUCUGAAAGGUAUCCUGAGAAGGAGACAACUCUACUGCAGGACAGGGUUCCAUCUGGAGAUCUUCGCCAAUGGCACCGUGCAUGGAACUAGACAAGACCACAGCAGGUUCGGUAUCUUGGAGUUUAUAAGCCUGGCUGUUGGUCUGGUUAGUAUUCGUGGUGUGGACUCUGGAUUAUACCUGGGGAUGAAUGAGAGAGGCGAACUGUAUGGGUCGAAGAAGCUGAACAGGGAAUGUGUUUUCCGUGAGCAAUUUGAAGAAAAUUGGUAUAACACCUAUGCCUCAACUUUGUACAAACAUUCGGACUCAGAAAGACAAGUUUAUGUGGCUUUAAAUAAAGACGGAUCCCCAAGAGAUGGAUUUAGGACUAAGAGACACCAAAAACUAACUCACUUCCUACCAAGGCCUGUGGAACCUUCCAAAAUACCAGUCAUGUACAGAGACCUUUUUCACUAUAGGUGAUAGGUGUCAAUCCUCGACCUAGCGACUCUGAUGCAUUAUAAUUGGUUUUCGUGCAGUGGUCGAGGUGCUGUUAAGGAAAAAAUAUGCUACUAACUGUAUGGAAGCACAAUCCUUUUAAGUAAUGGUCUGAGGACAUUUUAAAAGAUUGAUGCUCUAUAAAAAAAGGGAGAGGACCUUUUAAAUAUAAACCACUUUCAGUUAAGUUUGUAAAUAUUUAUGACAUACGUACUCUGUACUGUUCAAUACAAUGACUAAUUACCAUAGGCUGCCUUUUACUGGAGCCCUGUAUGAAAAGCCAUUCCUGUCAUUGAUUGAGUUGACGUCUUUAGUGAAGGGGGGCGAUCUGUGCUUUGUCAUUCUGACCCCUCUAGCAACUGAAGAUUUUGGAAAUGAGAGAGUAAUGGUACUGUGCUUGAAUGUAAGAGAGCAUCAUUAUAAGGGGACCUAAAUAUGUUCAUUCCAAAAAGAAAAAAAGGGUUGGUUUUUUUCUCAGAUAACGUAUACAGCUAGAAGUAUAAAACUACAGCAGAUAGGAGGGUUAGGAAAGAUUACUAAGCCUUUGCAAGAAUAAGCUCAAAAUGGGAAACUUACCACUAGAAAGUAAAACAUUUUUUAUCACUGAACUUUUUUUUUCUCAAUUACUUAAACUUGACUAGAGGCAAUUGGAAUUUGUUAACAUUUAAAUGGGACCGAGUAUUCGGUGAGCUCAGUUUUCAAAUUUACAUUCAUG